GCACAUACGUAUUUGUCCAUUUUAGUCUCUCAAGUAUUUCUAUCAUACGUAGAAGUAGAUUUCCUCCUCUAGUGAACAGUUAUUACCUCCCAUGUUUGAGAACAAGUUAAGAAGUUAUUGUCUUCCAUCCCUGUACAUUGUAUCCAGUAGCAUUAGUAACAAGUUACGCUAUAAAGUAACCAAGUCAACUAACCGAGCACGUUUAUUUGGGCAUAUCUGAGUGGAAUCUAUCUAAUAAACGCACUAAACAGUGGCUAUCUAACAACGAGCCGGACUGUCUUGUUUGCAGUCAGCGUUUAGUUUAUUUUCAGCCGCCUCGUAUGCUACAUUCGUGAUUUGGACGUGGAAAACUGUCGAACAUGGGUUCGGAGCAGGCGAAUUGUGAAGAAUAUAUGAGAAAUUUAUUGGGUGAAAGUGGAAAAGAGCCAAUCGACAAAGAUAAACAGAGCGUUGAGAUAGAGCUACCACCAUGGUUCGACGCAGAAUUAUUUAAAAAAGGCCAAAAAAACUACUUCAAGUACGCUGGUGCUAUGAGCAAUGGUAUGCUGGUUGGCUUAAUAGCAGUUCUAGCCAUUCCCAGUAUCCUGAAAGUGCUUAUAUGUUCAAGAAGAUCAGGCACCCCAUUAGAUGCUUAUAGGAGGUAUAUUAGGACCAUAUUUCAUGUCGUCGCGUGGCAUGAUAACGAUAUGAAGUCUGGAACAAAAGCUUGGCAAAGUAUCACAAUAGUCCGGAAAACCCAUUUAGCCUCUCGGAAAAUGUGCGAGCGCGCUGAGCAGAUCACCAUUACUCAACGGGAUAUGGCCUUAACUCAAUUCGGUUUCUUAGGAUUUUUAGUUUUAAAGCCACGUAUGCUCGGUUUGCCUGAUACACCAGAUGUUAUGGAACCUCUUAUACAUCUUUGGCGAGUCGUGGGAUAUUUGAUGGGAAUCAAGGAAGAGUUCAAUAUUUGCACAGACUCUGUGUCCACCACGAAAGAGCGUAUGAAUGCAAUUUUGAGUAAUGUUUACAGGCCUGCGCUUGAAAAAACUGGGGAACAGUUCGAUCUUAUGAGCAAAGCCCUCCUUGACGGCCUUUGGUACUCUGAUGUUAUUCUUAACUUCAGGCCCUAUAUGUGUUUUGCCAAACGAUUAGCCGGUUGUGAAGGAUAUGAAUACUUCAAGUCAGAUUUUGAAAAACCCCCUUCUGAAGAAACUAUUAAAAAACUGAAAUAUCAGCAACUUUUAUGGUGGGAGCGAGCUGUUCUUUUCUACUACAUUGCUAUAUACGAAUAUCUCUACAAAAUAACAAUUUUUCGGAUUCUUUAUAAUAUAAAGUCUUAUGUUAUGGUUAUUUUUAAUUAUUACUUUCCAAUUGUCGCUAUGUAUAAAUUUGGUAUUAGAAAGGCAUAUGUUCGAAUAUUCCAUGGGAAGAGUACGGAACCAAACAAACAAUACGAUUAGAAUGACAAUAUUAAGUUAAGGCUAAAACUAUUUAAUUAACACCGAAAGUCAAAUCAGGAACUGUUCCAUAUAGUUGUAAGGGAAUCUUGGUGACCCUCGCAAAGCUGUUGACGUUUUGCGUUCAUAUGCAGUCAUGUACUAUAAGUUCCGCAAUAAAGCAAUUUAUCCCAAGGGGAUAUAGCAGUUAGGAAACAUUGAGGUUUGCUUUUUUGUAAUUUUCUGUAAUUUCCAGUUGGAUUCAGUAACGUGAACAGCUUUGCAUGCAGUAAUUUUAUUCCGAAAAAAAGUGAUUUCAAUUAGGCUACUACUUCAAUUUCUGCAGU
Molecule: messenger RNA, 1762 nt
Organism: Hermetia illucens (black soldier fly)
Lineage: Eukaryota; Metazoa; Arthropoda; Insecta; Diptera; Stratiomyidae
Exons: 4
Coding region: 360-1439 (359 amino acids)
Molecular function (GO): oxidoreductase activity
Source: RefSeq, a predicted model, not a curated record